This is a messenger RNA of Angiostrongylus costaricensis, 684 nucleotides long. Lineage: Eukaryota; Metazoa; Nematoda; Chromadorea; Rhabditida; Metastrongylidae. The record is from the annotation of a GenBank genome assembly.
AUGGCACUUUCACUAUUGUCACAAAAUAGAUGCAGUUUUGGUGGUUGUCAGUUGUACUUUGCUAACACAGACGAUCUCAUUGCUCACAUAGAGUUUACCCAUAUUACCUAUCAGUUUAGACUAUUUCGAAUGCCCUACAAUCCCCAACCAUGUGCUCCUGAUGUUGUUCGUAUAACUUUCAAUCAUUAUCGGAAGCGGCAGCUUGAUUACUGCAUUCUCGAACUGCGCAUGGUGUGGUUUUGCAAGAAAAUAUUCUGUGUAGUCAGUCUAUUGCAAACGGAUCUGGAAGUCGUCUUUCAUCUCAAAACGAACCCCUUCCUAUCACAAUCAGUCCUACCAAAUACGCAGCGUUUGUCAUCUAUUGUAUUAAGGCUUUUAUAUGUUCCAUUUAAUAUUUCCCCAUUUUCCCACAUUUUUCUUUCCAUUAGACUUGUUGGAAUUUCCAGAUCUAGACCAUAUAAGUGUCACCAAUGUUCUAAAAGAUAUAAGACUACUGCCGGCCUGUCAAACCAUGUGGAUCAAUCCCAUAGGAAACAACCGGCAUCGCCUUCUCCUGCCGUGUUAGACCAGUUAAUUUCACAAGCUAGAGCUCACGGACAGGCUACAGCUGCUGCUCAAGAGCAGCAAGUGUGUCUUUUACUUGUUCAUUUUAUCAUCUACUACGUGCUCAUGAUGUGUUGUUAA